Messenger RNA from Prorocentrum cordatum, 2759 nucleotides. NCBI's taxonomy places the organism in Eukaryota, Dinophyceae, Prorocentrales, Prorocentraceae. The record is from the annotation of a GenBank genome assembly.
CGGCCCCCCGCGCUCGCCCCCCUUGCUGCGCGCCAGCCCCGGCUCCAUGGCCGCGUGGCGGCUGGUGCCCCUCGGGUGGCGCGGGCGCGGCUGCACGCUGGCGGACGGCGGCAGCGCGAGCGUCGGCAGGCGGCCGUCUUCCAGCGUGAGGUGCGAGGACCCGCGCGUCAGCGGCGCGCACUGCACCCUGCACAGCGCAGCCCCGGCCUGCGGCGAGGAAGGGCGCGGGCCGACGCUCGAGGUGUGCGACCUCAGCGCGAACGGGACCUACCUGAACGGCGCCAGGAUCGGCAGGGGCCAGCGGCGGCUCGCCUCGGAUGGCGACGUGCUCUCCCUCGUGGGGCCAGGCGGCCCAUCGCGGGACGGCCAGGCACCGGCGAUCGGCCUGGGGGACGGUCUCCCAGGCGUCCUCUUUCGCAUCGAGCGGGUGGAGGCGGAGCCUUUGCAUGCGCGAGCGGAGGCGGAGGCGCCCACAGGCGGCCCGCCGCCAGGCGCGCGGCAGCACGGGGCUGCGCUGGUGGCUGGCCGCUCGCCGUCUCCGCGGCGCUCCAGGUCUCCGCGGCUGCACCGCCCGUCGACAGAGCGAGGGCUCCUCGGUCCUGCGGCCGCCCCUGCUGUCUCGGCGAUGGGAGGAGCGGCCGGGCUCCCAGCGUCACCGUGCUGGUCGCCAGUGCCGCGGGCGGUCUCGCCAGACCCCUGCGGCGCCACCAGCGGUCUGGUCUCGGCGGGCGCCAGGUCGCCACCAGACGAAGACUGCGGCGAAGGAACCGCUGACGGCAUCCUCGAGAGGCUCAUGGCCAGGAGGGCGGCACGCAACGCCCCCGAGCAAUCCCUGGCUUCGGCGCCGGCGGAGUCCUCGGCGGCCAGGGCGAAGGCGGCGAGGCUGGAGGCCAUCCAAGCCCUGCAGGCGCAGAUGGCCCAGCUCACCCGCGUGCGCUCCGCAGCGGAGGCGACCGGCUGGCCAGCGGGCUGCCAGGAGCCACCGCGAGAGCCCCAGCUGCAGCCUUCCGUGGUGGUCCAGGGCGCUGGGCGCAGGCCACGCGUCGGCGGCAAGCGCGGCGGCGGCAAGCGUACCAUUCGCGUGCUGGAGCCCACGUGGCUCAGGGCCGACGCCGCGUGUGCGGCGAAGGCCACAGACGUGUGGGAGGAGCAUGCCGCCAGAGCGACGGCCGAUGCGGCUGCCGCCCUCAGGCGCUGCCGCGGCGCAGGGCCGACCGCAGCCGGUGCCGCGGAGGCAGCCGCCGAGGUCGUCGAGCGGUUGCGCGCCCGCGCCGAGGACGAGCCAGGGCGCCGGGCGUUGAUGCGCAGCAGCGGCGCUUGCCCACGGGCCUGGAUAUUUGAGAAGGGUCGCCGCGCAGUGGCGCCCUCCAAGCGGAGCCGCCAGGGGCUGCUGCCGGCGCGCACUAUAGCCAACGAGUUCGAGGCUGCAACCUUCAUCCCGUCCAGCGCGCUGGCUGGCCUCCUGGAGGCGGCGCGGCCUGGGCUGCUGGGCGCUUGGCAACGGCUGGAGCCAGACCCCGAGGAAGAUGUUGACCGCACGACAGGGGUCAAGGACUUGUCGGCCUGCCUCCAGCUGGCACAGGGCCUCGGCGAAGAGAUCGUGGGCACGAGCGUCGGCAGGCUGGCGCGUGCUGGCCUCACAAAGGACUACCCGUUUUACGUCGAUGCUGGGUUUGACCAUUUUGUGUGUGACGCUUGCGGCUGCUGGGUGGCCCAGAGGAAGGCUGCGCGGCACAAUGCACGGUGCCUGGAUGACGCUGCCGGCCGCCCACGCACAUUCCGGCAGUCCGCCCGCGACGAUUUGGGCGUCACGGUGGGCUUCAAGCACAGUGUUGCAGAGCGCUCCGUGCAGCUGCACGUCGACGCGGCGCUCGAGGACGCGGCCCGCCGGGCCCGCUCGUGCUGCUACUGGGAGCCAGACAGCCUCCGCUGCGAGUGGCGGCUGGCGAGACGGCCGGUGCCGGACAGACUCGCGCUGCCCGCUCUGAGCGUUGCAGGGCCGCCAGGCCGCGCGGUCGCUGGGCCCCCCGUGCGCAAGCGCCGCCGCUGCGCGCCGCCCGGCACGGCAGGCGCGGGGCUGGCGGGCGGCGCCGAGGAGGACAGCGAGACCACCGCCUCCGAGGGCGACGCGGUGGUGUGCUCCUCCGGCGAGGGCGGCGCCGACGGCUGGCUGCCAGGCGAGCGAGCCCGCAGCCUCGGCGUCGCCGAUGCCCAGGCCACCGAGGCGGCCGCGGCCGCGGCCGCGGCGCCUCCCGCCGACGUUUUCCGGCUGAGGGCCUCGCUGGAUUCCGUGCCGGCCCACCAGCCGAUCGCCUUCGUGCGGCCGCUGACGCCGGCGCAGCUGCACACGCUGGGCUGGAUGCGCCAGCGCGAGGGCGAGGACGCUGGCUACUCCAGCACGCAGACGCUUCGGCAGCCGCUGGCGGAGACGGACGUGUGCGUCGAGGUGAGAAUCUCGCGCGAGUUCAAGUCCGCACGCGGCGGCAUCCUCGCAGAUGCCGCCGGUUACGGCAAGACCGCGUGCGUGAUCGCCCUGGUCUCCGAGACCAGGUCCGAGUCGCUCCGCGACAUGCUGAGCGUCGAGGACUGGCCCGCGGCUGGAGGCUGCCGCGUGCUGACGAACGCCACGCUGGUUGUCGUGCCGCCGGGUCUGUUCGACCAGUGGGGGGAGCUGGGGGAGUUGAAAUGGGCGAGCGAGCCGACAGGGCCAUUAGAGUUUGAGGGACUGGGCGGGUUUGGCCGGAUUGAUUGCAGCGGAG